UCCGGAAGUUUCCGCGCAUUGUUUACAUGUCCGUCUGGUCUUUGUUCGGACAAAAUGUCCAAAAAAACGGUCUAAAGGCGGUGCGAGCAGGAACCUGCGGGCGGUGAUCGACCAGCAGCUGAUGGUGGCCGCAGAGGAGAUCUUCUGGCUGCUGAAGGAGCGCGGACAGGCGGACGUGGAGGCCCUGAAGGAGCUGGUGAAGGAGCGACUGUCCACAGCCGUCCAAAGGAUCUUCACCGCCUUAGAGGAGGGCAGACCGGGGGAGAAGGAAAGCGGGGAGCCGGGGAGAGAGGGAAGGGAGCAAGAGGAGUCGGAGGAACGGGAAGAAACCGGGCGGAGAGGACUGAGAGCCGAGGGCACAGAGUUGUGUUUGUCCGUUGGCCUCCGAACAUCCAACGUUUCUGACCGACAGAAGGACCUACCCAGCUCGUCCUGCAUGCCAGAGGAUGUUUCUGACCUUGAACAUCAGCCCAUGUCUCCAGACGAUGCUUCCCGAGAAGAUGAGGAGGAUGAGGAUGAAGAAGUCGCGUCUCACUGUUGUAGAGUCUGUGGAAAAUCCUUUGACAGAAAAGGUUUCCUGAUGAAACAUGUGGAGAAACAUCUAAAGGACAACGACUGCCUGUGUGGCGUCUGUGGUGAACAUCUGGAUUCGGCUGAUAGUCUUAGGCUGCACCUUCAGAUUCACAGAGACGACAGCAGGACCUGCAACGUCUGCGGCAAGAAGUUUCCAUCCAUCCGAGCUCAGGAGACACACAUGAGGCUGCACACUGGGGAGAAGCCCUUCAGCUGCGACUUCUGUGGGAAAGGCUUCAACCAGAAGGGUAACAUGGUGACGCACAUGAGGAUCCACACGGCUGAGAAGCCGUUCAGAUGUGCCGUCUGCCACAAAGAAUUCAGCCAUGCCGGCUCUCUGGAACGACACAUGAAGGCCCACACUGGACACACGCCUUUCAGCUGCAAAAUCUGCAGCCAAAGUUUCACCAAAAACGCAGAACUGAGGAGACACAGCCGAGUCCACGAGUCCUCUGAGUCCACCAAGCAGCUAGUGACUGGCAGCAAGCGCAGGAAACCCAGUCUGACACCAAACCACUGCUGCAGGGUCUGUGGUAACGCCUUCCACAACAAAGGAAACUUUGUAAGACAUGCAGAGACUCACCUGAAUGAUCCCGAAGGCCAAUGUGGUGUCUGCGGUGAGAAGUGCGAGUCCUUAGAGAGCCUGCAGAUCCACAUUCAGACUCACAGAGAAACCAGCAGGAUCUGCGACAUCUGCGGGGAGAACUUUAGGGAUAUGGAGCUGCACAUGAGGACGCACAGUGGUCAGAAACCAUUCAGCUGCAAAGACUGUGGCAAGGACUUCCCUCGCAAAGGCACUCUAGAGCGCCAUAUGAGGCUGCAUGCUGGAGAGAGACCAUUCAUCUGUGAAUUCUGCGGAAAAACAUUUGCUGAAAAUACCGUCCUGAAGAGACACAUCAAGAGCCACACGGGGGGAAAGCCAAGGAUUUACUCCUGUGAAGUGUGUGGGAAAAAGUUCUCCAUGAGCCAACAUCUGGACGUACACAAGAGGAUCCACACCGGAGAGAAACCAUAUACCUGCAGGGUCUGUGGGAAGGACUUCCGGCAGAUUGGAAACCUGGACUCCCACAUGAGGAUACACACAGGUGAAAAGCCGUACAUCUGCAGCCUCUGUGGGAAGAGGUUUCGCCAGAAGAUCUCACUGGAGACACACGAGAGGUUCCACAAGAAGGAGAAGGCCUUCAGCUGUCAGCUCUGCAGCAAAGGCUUUGUCCAGAAGAUUGACCUGAAGAGACACAUGCUGACACACACCGGAGAGAAGCCCUACAGCUGCUCCAUCUGUGGUAAGAGAUACCAGGAGAAACGCUCAGUGGACUCACACAUGAAGAUCCACAGCGGAGAGCGAGGCGCAAAAGAGGCAGCAAACAUGGUCCGACAGGAGGCAAUUCACACGGACUUCAUCCAACUUUCUCAACUCCUUUCACAGUUCAUCAUCUUCUCUACACAAAACGCGGAAAUCCUUCGCUUAGGCUUGCAUCGUGCAUUCUGCAAAGGUAAGACAAUCUGUAGAUGCAAUUUAAACUGCAGAAAUGAUGGACAUUAUCAUUGUCUGAUCUGCGACAAAACAAUCAUCAAGAAAAAGGAAAUGGAAAGACACCUGAAAAUAUGCCAAGGUACGGAAAAAAUAAAAUCCAUCUCAAUGGCUACGCAGGUUGAACAGAACCUAUUCCGAGAGUGUCUGCAGACUCCUCUCCAUCGACACGGAACUCGGUGUGUGUUUACUUCCAACUGUCUGUCAGUCGGUGUCAUUUCACUGGAGGCCCAAAGUGCGCAGGAAAAGAGGACUAUGUGCGCAGUGCAGCUGCUGAGGGUGUCGGUCCAUGAGCGGAUCAGCGCCGCCACUGAAGACUUUCUGCUGCUGCUGCAGAAAGAUGAAGAAACAACACAGAUCCCGGCGCUGAGAGCGCUGCUGACCGAGCGGUUAACGGCGGCUGCCGAGGAGAUAAUAGCACUGUUUGUGGAAACUGUGGCGGACUAUGAAGGCAGAGUGGAGCGGUCAGAGCAGGAGAUCUGCCGCCAGAGGAGGCUGCUGGAGGCCGUGCUGAUGCCCCAAAUCCAGCUGCACAGAGCAGGGUGUCCAGCAGACGUCCAUGAGCUGUCUGCGAUUAAAGAAGGGGUUCCCCAGUGGAGCCCCAGUUUGAACCAGAGUCAGGUUGACCCAGGGCCCCCCGACAUUAAAGAGGAACAGGAGGAACUGUGGACCAAUCAGGAAGUUGAUGUCACUAGGUGCUCAUCCACUCUUGUUGCUGUAAAGAGUGAAAAUGAUGAAGACACAACAGCUCAGUCCUCACAGCUUCAUCACACCCAAACUGAGGAGAGUGGACAGGAAACAGCUGGAGAGGACUUUGAAGGAUCAGAACCGGCCAGCAGAUUGGAUCCACAUAGACAUUUACAGUCUGUUAGUGAUGAUAAUUCUUCAGAUUCAAGUGAAACUGAGGACAGUGAUAGUGAUUGGACAGAAACACACAGAAGUCAGUCAGGUUCAGAAAAUGUAAACACAAUUAAACUUGUAAAGACUGAUAAUGGGUUGUCGACAAAGGAGCGGCCUUUUCCUUGCUCACAUUGUGGUAAAAGAUUCAGCCUGAAGGGAAACCUGAACAGACACAUUAGACACCACACAGGAGAGAGGCCGUUCAGGUGCUCUGACUGUGACAAAUCCUUCAAAGACAGUGGAUCAUUAACGUCGCACAUGAGGUGUCACACCGGAGAACAGCCCUACAAAUGCUUGGUCUGUGGGAAGAGUUUCAGUGGGAGGGGAAACAUGAAUCGGCACAUGAGGAUCCACACAGGUGAAAGGCCUUUUACCUGCUCAGUUUGCACUAAAAGCUUCAAUGUCAAAGAACACCUAAACAGACACAUGAAGUACCACACAGGGGAAAAGCCGUUCACAUGCUCUGUGUGUGGGAAAGGCUGUACUCAGAAAACAGACCUGAAGAAACACAUGAGGGUUCACACAGGAGAGAAACCCUUUAGCUGUUCAUACUGUGGGAAGUGCUGUGCUGAAAAGAGUGAUCUGACCAAACACAUGAGGGUUCACACAGGAGAGAAACCUUUUAUUUGUAACAUCUGUGGGAAGAGCUGUGCUCAGAAAGGAAGCUUAAAGAUCCACAUGAGAGUUCAUACUGGAGAGAAACCAUUCGGUUGCUCUGUUUGUGGAAAGAGUUUCACUGUGAAUGGACAUCUGAAGAGACACAUGAAGCUGCACACAACUGACUAGAGCCCAUUUCAGACCAAAGACAAUCACUUACAGCUUUCACACAGGCGGGGUUUUUUGCCAGUUCUGAUUCCAGAACCUAAUACUGACCUGGGCGGCACAUUCACUCCUGGGAAAAAAAAAAAAAAAAAAAGGUUUCGGAAUCUGAAAAGUUGAUUCUUAACUUGAAACAUUAAAAGUUGAUUCUUCCUCA
Molecule: messenger RNA, 3980 nt
Organism: Sphaeramia orbicularis (orbiculate cardinalfish)
Lineage: Eukaryota; Metazoa; Chordata; Actinopteri; Kurtiformes; Apogonidae
Product: zinc finger protein 184-like
Exons: 6
Coding region: 122-3790 (1222 amino acids)
Biological process (GO): regulation of transcription by RNA polymerase II
Cellular component (GO): nucleus
Molecular function (GO): DNA-binding transcription factor activity, RNA polymerase II-specific
Source: RefSeq, a predicted model, not a curated record